Molecule: messenger RNA, 5539 nt
Organism: Clupea harengus (Atlantic herring)
Lineage: Eukaryota; Metazoa; Chordata; Actinopteri; Clupeiformes; Clupeidae
Gene: rab11fip1b
Product: RAB11 family interacting protein 1 (class I) b
Biological process (GO): regulated exocytosis
Cellular component (GO): intracellular membrane-bounded organelle
Molecular function (GO): small GTPase binding
Source: RefSeq, a predicted model, not a curated record
UUAAAGCAAGGACCUACCUCAACGCAACAGGCUGACACGUCACUCUGGACACCACGCCCACAUAGCUCUUUCUCCACUGCACAUAAGAGGUGAAAGUUUCCUUGUACGCUGACAGCAAACUUUCCUUACAUUUGUCUCGCGUUUUGACCAUAGCAGUAAGCGACUUGAGAGGGGGAGAGUCACUUUAGAUCGACUCUCUGUCCGUUACAGACAUGUCUUUAGCUGACCAAAGUCAGCAAUGGUUUCCGACAAGCGUACAGGUAACGGUACUCCAGGCGAGGAACCUGCGGAUCAAGGGGAAGAAUGGCACCAACGACGCCUACGCCAUAAUGCAAGUGGCCAAAGACAAGUUUUCCACUUCGGUGGCGGAGAAAUGCGUUGCCCCGGUAUGGAAAGAAGAGGCCUCAUUCGACCUACCGCUCUUUCACAACGGUAAUGCGGACCGGUGUACGUUACACGUUCAUGUCAUGCACCGGGCUCUGGUCGGACCGGACAAGCUCCUCGGUCAGGCAGUCGUCAACCUGCUUGAGCUUGAGGAAAAUAAGGCCCGCAGUAAGACAGCAUGGUCCAAGCUGCUGGAUAAAAGCGGCAAGGCAGACAAAGACAGGGGAGAGGUGCUGCUGGACAUCCAGUUCAUGAAGAACAACAUGACGGCCAGCAUGUUCGACCUCUCCGGCCCGGAGAAGAGCCGCUCCCGCAUGGGCAAGCUGAAAGACAAGAUCCGCGGUAAGAAGAAGGAGGGCCUGUCUGACUCUGCGUCCGCGGUGGUGCCCUCAUUCACCCAGGUCCUGACCGACAGCGAGGGGGAGGGCGAGGGAGAAGGGGAGGGUGGCGGCGCCACCUCCACGCCCAAGAAGAAGAAGAACAAACUCAAGUCGCUGUUUGUGCCCAAGUCCAAUCUACAGCGCAACGCGUCCCAGUCCAUGUCCACCCUGGGGCCUCUGCCUGAGAGGGAUUCAGCCCUGGGAUCCAGCCGGUCGUCCGGCCUCAACGUGGACUCUCCUGAAGGCAAAAAGAAAUUCAAGUUUCUGACCCACAAACGCACAGGGAGCUCAGACAGCAGGUCGUCUCUGGGGUCUUUCUCUGGGCAGGGCCACCCGAAGCAGGCUGGUACCCUGCCGAGCAACCUGUGCAUCAACGGCAGCCAUGUCUACGCCGAGGAGCCAGAAACCAAGCCCUCUCGGGCAGGCUCCACCUUCAGCCUGAGCAGCUCCGGUCACGGAUCCAUGGAGGAUCUCCGCAGGAACUCUGCCCAGGGCAGGACCAGCUUCAACGCCUCUGUGGAGUCACUGAGGGCCACUGGGUCACACCUGCAGGCUGAGGAAGAGCAGGAGCGAGAGGAGGAGAGAAAAAGGAGAGAGGAGGAGAAGAGAAGGUUGGAGGAGGAAGAGACAGAGAGGCUGGAGAAGGAGAGGGAGGAACAAGAACAGAGAAGAAUGCAGGAAGAGAGGGCAAGGAUGGAGAGAGAGGCAGAGGAGGAGAGAAAGAGGUUUGAAGAGGAGGAGGAGAGGAUUAAAAAAGAGGAGGAGGAGGAGGAGAGACUGAGGGAAGAGGGGAAAAGGAGAGCUGAGGAAGAAAGGGUGAGGAAAGAGCAGGAGAGGAGAAGAUUGGAAGAGGAAGAGGGGAUUAGGAGGGAGGAGGAAGAGAAGAGGGAGAGGAUGGAGAGAGACAAAGAAGAGGAGAGAUGGAGAAUAGAGGAAGAGAGUAGAAAGGAAGAAGAGAGAAUGAGACUUGAGGAGGAAGAAAAGGUUAAAAGAGAAGAAGAAAGAAGGAAGGAAGAGGAAAGGAGGAUAGAGGAGGAAGAAAGAAGGAAAGAAGAGGAAAGGAGGAUAGAGGAGGAAGAGAGAAGGAAGGAAGAAGAAAGGAGGAUGGAGGGUGAAAAGAGAAGAAAGGAACAGGAAAGGAUGAUGGAGGAUGAAAAGAGAAGAAAGGAACAGGAAAGGAUGAUGGAGGAGGAAGAGAGAAGGAAGGAGCAGGAAAGGAGGAUAGAGGAGGAAGAAGGAAGAAUUCAGGAGGAGAGGGAAAGGAUUUGGAGAGAGGAGGAAGAAAGGAAGGAACUUGAAAGGCAGAAAGAGGAGGAGAUGAAAAGAGAGGAAGAGGGAAGAAAAGCUGAGGAGAAAGAGGAGAGACGAAGGAUUGAAGAAGGACAGAUAAGGAAAGAAGAGGAGAGGAGAAUUGAUGAGGAGAAAGAAAGGAUGAGGAACGAGGAAGAAGAGAGAAAUAAGGCAGAGGAUGAAAGGAUGAAGAAAGAGGAGGAGAGAAAAAUGUUAAAAGAGGAAGAAAGGAUGAGGAGAGAAAAGGAGGAAAGCAAGAGGAUUGAGAGAGAGGAGGAAGAGGAGAGAACAAGAAUUGAGGAGGAGAGGAUUAGAAAAGACAAAGCGAUGAGACUUCAAGAGGAGAAGGAAAUUAUUAGAAGAGAAGGGGAAAGAAUAAGGGUUGAAAGAGAAGAGAAAGCAAGAGAGGAACAAGAAAGACAGAAAGACGAGGAGAGGAUGAAGAGAGAGGAGGAGGCUAGACAAAGAGAUGAGGAAGAGAGAGUGAGGAUGGAGGAGGAAGAACAAAUUAGGAGAGAAGAGGAGAGAAAGAAGACUGAAAGAGAAGAUAGGAGGAGACAGGAGGAGCAGGACAGGAGGAAGAGAGAAGAGGAGGAGGAGGAGGAGGAGAAAACAAGAUCAGAACAGGAGAGAAUGGUGAUGGUGGAGCGUGAGCAGGACGAAGAGCAAAGGAAGAGCAGGGAAGUGGAUGGGGAGGAGCAGCUUGGACGAGACCAGCUCCGCCAUGAUGGGCCACUGCAUGUGCAGACGGAGUCCACUGCAGCCACAAACCCAUUUGAGGACAUCUCCUCCACCCACCUACUUGCUGAGGGUCUCUCCACCACUCCGUUUGAGGAGCCCUCCAUCUCAGCCAAUCCGUUUGAGGAUCACUCUGUCUCAGCCAAUCUGUUUGAAGAGGCGGGAUCUCCACACGACCAACCCAGCCACUCCACCAAAGCGUCUACAGUCAAGCCAAGUUCGACUAGUAUAGGAUUUCAGACACCCUCAAACCCGUUUUUGCCUUCUGAUGAACAUGAGAAUGCGGUCGGUUUCAUCAGCGGCAGCUCAGAGAACCUUACAGAGGUUGGGAUCCCUCACGACCGCACAGAAAAGAAACGCCGUGCACCGUCUCCCCCGACAAAGAAGCUGGGAAGGGAGUCCAAACUGGCUGUACAUCCGAGGACCUCCGCUCCUUCCUCUGAAGGUCAGCCCCACCCGCUGGUGAGGGAGAGUGAUGGCCACGGAGCCCCAGACCCCCCCAGCUCUCGCCAGGACAAGCGGCCAGCUCCCAAACCGCCCGUUCACCUGAGGAAGGUUGAGAAAGCCGAGAACAAGGAGGAAGCCAGGAAAGGAUCAGCACCACCAACCGGGUCUGAGACGAUGACGGUGUGCCAACCAGCAGAGUGUGAUGUGCCAGCCUGUCCAGCACCCACUUUAGCCUCACAAGUGUUCCGAAAUGCACUGCAGAAUUAUGGCCUCUCCUUAAAAGGCAUUGGAAAAGGUGGGAAGACCAGAAGCAAUGGAUCCAGAGUUGGAGAAUCUGUCGACUCACAGAAUUCUGAUGGAAGCAACAAGCAAGCCACAUCUGAGACCUCCACCUGCAUUCAGCCAAGUCAUACAACCAAUCCAUUCUUGGAACCAAAAGUGGCCAAACACAACAAAGGCCCUGCUCCAAAGCCUCAGGCAUCUGGGCUCUCUGAGCAACCACCACGAGAGCGUGACCAGGGUGGUUUAGCAUUGAAGACUGCAGAUCCUAAACUCUCUCUGAGCGAGGAACCCUCCAAUGUGGGUUCUCACAGAAAUGGCGGUGACUUUUCUGAUGGUUGUACAGUGGAAGAGCCCAAGAGGCAAGACGAGGCUGAAAAGUUCCUUGCACAGUGUGCCAAGCCAGAAGACCAGCGCCGUGGUGACCACAGAGGAGAUCCUCAAGGAGAGUCCGCAGACAGAAUGGCUAAACCAUGUUCGGCAGAGGAGCCAAAAGGUGACUCUCUGAGCAGAGAUGUCCAGAAGUUUCCAAAUUUGGACAUCCUGACCUCCGAUGAGUGCGCUGAUGGCCCUAAGCGCAUAUCGGAUAAAAGAAACCGUGCACCCUUACCCCCUGCCAACACACCAAAAACACCACCUCAUUCCCAAGGCCCAAUUUCACUGGUCGUUAAUCCUGAUGUUACCGCCUUACCUCAUGGUGCCAAAGCUGUUGUUGACACACCUGGGGAAGCAAAGGCUCCUUCGGUGGUGACUCAGAGUCCGUCUGGGCAGAGGGUUCGGCUCCAUGCCCGUGUCUCUCCCUCCGACGCCCUGCCCGUCUCCAUGCCAAACAGAGCGGUGGAGGAUGUCUGCAAAACCGGUGGGUCAACGUCGAUGCCACGCAGACCCCACGCAGUAAAGCCUCUGAACGCCCAGGAGCCACCUCCAGCCCCCAGCACGCAGGCUAAGCUGGGGCAAACGGCCAUCAGCAUGGCUGAGAGCGCCCGCACCUGCCCCCGCGCUGGCACAACGGUUCCCCCAGCUGAGCCCAAAGGGCCGUACUCCCAGCUGACCCAAGAGGAGCUGAUCAGCCUGGUGCUGCGGCAGCAGGAUCAGCUGGCUCAGAGGAGAUCAAAGAUCCUGGAGCUGGAGGAGUACAUAGACAACCUGAUACUGCGCGUCAUAGAGGAGCAGCCUAGCAUUUUAAUGUCCCUCAACGCCCUCAAGAAGGGCCGGUAAAUACACACACACACACCCACACACACAUAUAUCUGCACAGGCCAAAAGGUUCCGACACAUGCACACCAGUCUAAACGCAUCAGAAAAUUGCCCCUAAUACACACACAAACACCUCACCAGCCCUAGCGCACCCAAGAAAGCCCACCAGGAUCCCCUAAAACAAAGACAUCCCUCUGCACAGCUGGGAAGGGCCCCACACCACAGCCCAGAAUGCCUAACCACCACCCGCCUCCCCAGAAGGAUCUGUUAUAACACUGGUGCAGCAUGCCCUGGAGGGGCCCCUGGAGAUGCCCUACUUGCACUGAAUGCACAGAAAGAAUGAAGUUAAUACGCUAAAGUCUCAAUUUGGUGCGGAGCCUGAGUUCUUUUAAGUGAGGGUUCUGAAUAAUAAGUGUUUACAGCAGCCUGCAAACACUCAUUUGUCAAUAGACAAACAAGGCCAUAAGCAAUGUAUGCCAGCCUGAACCUGCAAACAUACCCAAUCAAUAGAACAACAGGAAGAUAUUCACAUAGUGUUUGUGUGCCUUUCUUGAGUAUUUUAUACGUUUGUUAUGUUUGUUAUGUUUGCACAAGAAAGAGACCAAGGCAAUGAAGACUUACUGGAACUGAAGGAAAAGUGUAGCAUUUCAAAUAUUCUAUUCAUAGCACUUUAAGGAAGCCUUUUUUCAAUUAAAUAUUGUGUUUCUUGAUAUAUUCCAACUAUCGAACAACGUGCAUCCGUACUGUCGUACAAUUCUAAGAACACUGUAAUAAAAUGUUGUGAUAAGCAAAAAACAAUAAAAAAUAUGAAAUAAAUGAAAAAA